AUGUCUUCAGACACCGCUCAAGUCAGUUCUUUGCCAUUACCACCAAUGCAGUACAUAAACUUUUAUACUGACGAAAAUGUAAGAAGAAAUAGAGCUCCCUUGCCACCUCGUCCGAUACACGACUCUUACUCAAUGUUCGGGCAUGCAUUUAAUGCGGAUGAUACGAUAAUCAGAUCUUUAGAAAGUCAAGGUUUUCGUCGACUAUACCCAAUGCAUUUUGAAAGACGUCGAGAACUAAAGAAAUUAAAUCACUCGUUAUUAGUUAACUUUUUAGAUCUUUUAGAUUUACUAGUUCAUUGUCCUGAUUCGCCGAAAAGAGCCGAAAAAGUAGAAGAUCUGAGUUUAUUGUUUAUUCAUAUUCAUCAUUUACUAAAUGAAUUUAGACCACAUCAAGCUAGAGAGACAUUAAGAGUCAUGAUGGAGCUUCAAAAAAGGCAGCGUGUAGAAACUGCUAUGCGCUUCCAGAAACACUUAGACAAAGUACAAGACAUUUUACAAAAUGCACUCCAAAGUUUACCUGACCAGAAUGAAAUUGAAUCUAACUUCAAGGUGCCAACAGAUAUACUAGAUCAAAUGGAAUGCAAUCCCAUGGACAGUACUAAUUCAGAUUCUUGUUACGAACUUGACCGUAUUAUGUGUAAUGUUAUUGAUAAUAUGAGG
Molecule: messenger RNA, 660 nt
Organism: Iphiclides podalirius (scarce swallowtail)
Lineage: Eukaryota; Metazoa; Arthropoda; Insecta; Lepidoptera; Papilionidae
Source: the annotation of a GenBank genome assembly